Messenger RNA from Spodoptera litura, 2653 nucleotides. RefSeq names its product Sulfide quinone oxidoreductase (gene Sqor). Gene Ontology annotation, cellular component: mitochondrion. Gene Ontology annotation, molecular function: FAD binding; sulfide:quinone oxidoreductase activity. The record is from RefSeq and is a predicted model, not a curated record. NCBI's taxonomy places the organism in Eukaryota, Metazoa, Arthropoda, Insecta, Lepidoptera, Noctuidae.
CAAAUAAUCUUGAGUUUGACAAUCUUCAACCAAAUAUCAACAAACUGUCGUAUUGGGAGUGCGAGUAACGACUGCACACAGAACUGAAUCAUCGCGUUUGCGGUUACUUAACUAGUGUGAGCAUUAGAAAUAGGACCAUACUUCAUGUGGAUGCAGCCGGAUAAGUGUUUACAGUGCGACCAGUGAUUUGUUCAAAACAUGAGUUUCAUACGAAGCCUUACAGCCGUCUGCACUCCGGGACUAUGCAGAAGUUUCUCUGUAUCCAUGCCAAAUAAUGGCACAUACUCAUGCAAAGUCCUUGUCAUCGGCGGUGGCACAGGUGGAUGUGCGAUGGCCGCCAAGUUUUGCAGGAGACUGCCAAAAGAUAGUGUCAUAGUCCUUGAGCCAAGCAAAGACCAUUACUAUCAGCCUCUGUUCACGUUAGUUGGUGCGGGAGCAGUGACAGUAAGGGACACUCGCCGGGAGGAGGAAAAGCUCCUCCCCAAGAAGGCGCAAUGGAUACAGGACUCUGCAAAAUGUAUCGUUCCUGAGAGGAACAAAGUGGUGACUGUGAACGGCCAUGUUAUCGACUACGAGUACCUCAUCGUGGCUGUUGGACUGAUCAAUGAUUAUGAUAAGAUCCCAGGUCUAUGCUUGGCCCUACAAGACAAGUCAAGCGGCGUAUCUUCGAUAUUCUCAGCAGCAUACUGCGAGAAAACAUUCUCAGACAUGCAGAAACACAAGGAAGGAAACGCUAUCUUCACGUACCCUGACACCCCCAUCAAGUGCCCCGGCGCGCCGCAGAAGAUUGCGUACCUAGCAGACUCAUAUUUCAACAAGACAAAUGUCCGGUCAAAAACGAACAUAUACUACAACACGUGUCUGCCUUUUAUCUUCGGCGUUCCAAAGUACGCGAAGGAGCUUUUGAAGGUAGUGAAACGGAAAAACAUCAACGUCAACUAUAAGACUGUACUCAAAGAGGUCAGACCGGACAAGAAAGAGGCUGUUUUCUUUAACAAAGAUAAGUCUGAGGACAUAGUAAUGAACUACUCGAUGCUACACGUAACGCCACCAAUGCAGACGCCGGAAUUCCUGCGAACUAAUGAGAAGUUGGUGGACGAGAACGGCUACUUGGACGUAGACAAGUUUACGCUACAGAGCACUAAGUACCCCAAUAUCUAUGGUAUCGGAGACUGCACUAGUACACCAAAUAGUAAAACUGCUGCUGCUAUCGCCGUACAAUCGUACGUGGUAGAACACAACCUUCUGGCCACGAUGAAGAAGGACGAGCCUAAGUUCAAGUACAACGGUUACGGCGCGUGUCCUCUACUGACGUCGUACAGCACCUGCAUACUCGCAGAGUUCCUCUACGGCGGCGUACCGCAUGAAACAAUGAAUAGAUGCAAGUUGCUGGUCGUCGGAGGUGGCGCCGGCGGCUGCAGCGUCGCGUGGCGCUUUGCCCGCAAAUUGAAGAACUGCUUAAUUAUGCUGGAACCUUGUAGGAUACACUACUAUCAACCAGCCUUUACACUGGUAGGGGCUGGCAUAAGGAAACUGAAAGAGUCGUACAGGCCACUCCCUAACAUUCUACCGCACAGCAUCACGUGGUUACACGACAGAGCUGAGGGCUUCUGUCCCAGUGAGAACAUGGUGGUCACGUGGAACGGCGACAAAAUAUACUAUGAGUACAUGGUGGUCGCUGUGGGCAUCAGGAAUGAUUAUGACAAGGUGCUAGGCCUGGUACAAGCUCUGGAUAACCCUCGGUGUCCUGUCUCCACGAUUUACUCUCCAAUGUACUGCAGCAAGACCUGGGAGAAUAUAAAGAACUUCAAAGGUGGACAUGCGCUGUUUACGUUUCCCGUUGUAGGCGGUAAAUGUUCCGGUGCUGCUAUGAAAAUUAUGUUUUUAGCGCAAGAUUAUUGGAGAAAGAAAAAAAUUAUAGGCAAGACGAAUAUAACGUACAACACGGGUGCGGAGGAGAUAUUUGGCGUACCGAAGUAUGCGGAUGCCAUCAGAACGCUGGCUGUCAGUCGUGGCAUCGUACCUAACUAUGGAGCUGACCUAGUGGAGGUGUCGCCUAGGGGAGCCCUGUUCAUGGGAGCUGGCGGAGAGACAAUAAGCUUCCCAUACAACUUGUUGCACGUGACUCCCCCGAUGGCUCCGCAGUACUGUCUGCAGAAGUGUGGGGAGCUGAGCAAUGCUGCAGGGUUCCUGGAUGUGGAUGCAGAUACGUUGCAACACAGGCGGUAUCCCAAUGUGUUUGGGUUGGGAGACUGCACGUGUACGCCUAAUAGCAAAACUGCUGCUGCUGUUGCUCCACAAAGCUACGUAGUGGAGCGUAACCUUCGCGACGUGAUGUCCGGCAAAGCUCCCUCCGCCAGGUACAACGGGUACGCCGCCUGUCCUCUCAUCACAUCAUACAAGAAAGGACUGCUCGCAGAGUUCGUGUAUGAUAAGAAAAUAUGGGAGACGUUUCCUUUUGAUCAGGCAAAAGAACGUCGUAUAAUAUAUCAAAUAAACAAGUACGUACUUCCAUACAUUUACUGGAACUCACUAGUCAAAGGCAAAUGGAACGGCCCGGGAACUAUACGCAACAUCAUCAACCCGCUGAGAAGAUGAAAACAUCACAAUUCAUAUAAAUAUUUUAUUAAAACAAUUUCAUUAUAUAUACAAC